Messenger RNA from Clupea harengus (Atlantic herring), 4842 nucleotides. RefSeq names its product O-linked N-acetylglucosamine (GlcNAc) transferase, tandem duplicate 1 (gene ogt.1). Gene Ontology annotation, biological process: protein O-linked glycosylation. Gene Ontology annotation, molecular function: protein O-acetylglucosaminyltransferase activity; protein binding. The record is from RefSeq and is a predicted model, not a curated record. Lineage: Eukaryota; Metazoa; Chordata; Actinopteri; Clupeiformes; Clupeidae.
GAUCUUGGGGGGAUAGAUUUAGGUGUUGAAACUAUUUUAAGCAAUUUGCCAGAAUUUAAUGUUUAAACUAGCCGUUUUCAAUACGGGAUUAUCUAAUCAGAGUUGCUGCCUGAGCUAGUCGUACAGUGUUGUUGCUCGUAGCCAGAUCCAGUGGUAGCUAGCGCGUUUUGUUUAGCUCCAAAUUUAUUUUGGGCUCAACCGCGGUCUCUGACCUUUUAUCACAUUUCCAUUAGUUUAUAUUAAGUAAACUACACAAGCAACGCUGACGACCACCGUUCGAGAGUCCAAGACCGAAGGGGAGAUGGCUAGCUCCGUGGGAAACGUGGCCGACAGCACAGAACCCGACAAACGUAUGCUUUCCUUCCAAGGGUUGGCGGAGCUGGCCCAUCGCGAGUACCAGUCGGGCGACUUCGAGGCCGCCGAGCGCCACUGCAUGCAGCUGUGGCGGCAGGAGCCUGACAACACUGGCGUGCUGCUGCUGCUCUCGUCCAUCCACUUCCAGUGCCGACGGCUGGACAGGUCGGCCCACUUCAGCACCCUGGCCAUAAAGCAGAAUCCGAUGCUGGCGGAGGCCUACUCCAACCUGGGGAACGUGUACAAGGAGCGCGGGCAGCUCCAGGAGGCCAUCGAGCACUACCGCCACGCGCUGCGACUCAAGCCCGACUUCAUCGAUGGCUACAUCAACCUGGCCGCCGCGCUGGUCGCCGCCGGAGACAUGGAGGGUGCUGUGCAGGCCUACGUCUCGGCUCUGCAGUAUAACCCUGUGAGUGCUGGAGAUCUGUAUUGUGUGCGCAGUGACCUUGGUAACCUGUUGAAGGCUCUUGGUCGUUUGGAGGAGGCUAAGGCUUGCUAUCUGAAGGCUAUCGAGACGCAGCCCAACUUUGCCGUGGCCUGGAGUAACCUGGGCUGUGUGUUCAACGCCCAGGGAGAGAUCUGGCUGGCUAUACAUCACUUUGAGAAGGCUGUAACUCUUGAUCCAAACUUCUUGGAUGCCUAUAUUAAUUUGGGAAAUGUCCUGAAAGAGGCUCGCAUCUUUGACCGAGCCGUGGCGGGCUACCUGCGCGCCCUGAGCCUGAGCCCCAACCACGCGGUCGUCCAUGGCAACCUGGCUUGUGUGUACUACGAGCAGGGUCUGAUCGACCUGGCCAUUGACACAUACCGCCGGGCCAUUGAGCUGCAGCCACACUUCCCAGAUGCCUACUGUAACCUGGCCAACGCUCUGAAGGAGAAGGGCAAUGUGUCUGAAGCAGAGGAGUGCUACAACACAGCCCUCCGGUUGUGCCCCACCCAUGCCGACUCCCUCAAUAAUCUGGCCAACAUCAAGCGUGAGCAGGGCAACAUCGAGGAGGCGGUGCAGCUCUACAGGAAGGCCCUGGAGGUGUUCCCUGAGUUUGCUGCGGCCCACUCCAACCUGGCCAGUGUCCUCCAGCAGCAGGGUAAGCUGCAGGAGGCUCUGAUGCACUACAAAGAGGCCAUCAGGAUCAGCCCUACGUUUGCGGACGCCUACUCCAACAUGGGCAACACUCUGAAGGAGAUGCAGGAUGUGCAGGGAGCGCUGCAGUGCUACACGCGCGCCAUUCAGAUCAACCCCGCCUUCGCUGACGCACACAGCAACCUGGCCUCCAUCCACAAGGACUCUGGUAACAUCCCAGAAGCCAUUGCGUCGUACCGCACGGCGCUGAAGCUGAAGCCUGAUUUCCCUGACGCCUACUGCAACCUCGCGCACUGCCUACAGAUUGUGUGCGACUGGACCGAUUACGACGAGCGCAUGAAGAAGCUGGUGAGCAUCGUGGCGGAUCAGCUGGACAAGAACCGCCUGCCCUCUGUGCAUCCCCACCACAGCAUGCUAUACCCCCUCUCCCACGGCUUCCGCAAGGCCAUCGCCGAACGCCACGGCAACCUCUGCCUCGACAAGAUUAACGCUCUGCACAAGCCGUGCUAUGAGCACCCCAAGGACCUGAAGGCCAGCGGCGGCCGCCUGAGGAUCGGCUACGUCAGCUCAGACUUCGGCAACCACCCCACCUCCCACCUCAUGCAGUCCAUCCCUGGCAUGCACAACUCUGAGAAGUUUGAGGUCUUCUGCUAUGCCCUGAGCCCUGAUGACAGCACCAACUUUAGAGUCAAAGUGAUGGCUGAGUCUCAUCACUUCACAGACCUGUCCCAGAUCCCAUGCAAUGGUAAAGCAGCUGAUCGCAUCCAUCAGGAUGGAAUCCACAUCCUGGUCAACAUGAAUGGCUACACCAAAGGAGCCCGGAACGAACUCUUUGCCAUGCGACCAGCUCCCAUCCAGACCAUGUGGUUGGGCUACCCAGGCACCAGCGGGGCCCCCUUCAUGGACUACAUCGUCUCAGACAAGUUUACGUCUCCACUGGAGGUAGAUGAGCAGUACUCGGAGAAGCUGGCCUACAUGCCCAACACCUUCUUCAUCGGAGACCACGCCAACAUGUUCCCACACCUCAAGAAAAAGGCUGUCAUUGACUUCAAGUCCAACGGCCACAUCUUUGACAACCGCAUUGUACUGAACGGCAUCGACCUGAAGGCCUUCUUGGACAGCCUGCCCGAUGUCAAAGUCGUCAAGAUGGAGUGUGAUGGACAGGAGGUGGUUGAGAGUAACAUCGCCCUCUCCAUGCCAGUCAUCCCCAUGAACACAGCAGCCGAGGCCAUCAUCAACAUGAUCAACCAGGGCCAGAUUCAGGUCACCAUCAACGGCUUCACCGUCAGCAACGGCCUGGCCACCACACAGAUUAACAACAAGGCAGCCACUGGGGAGGAGGUGCCGCGCACCAUCUGCGUGACGACCCGCUCGCAGUACGGCCUUCCGGAAGACGCCAUCGUCUACUGCAACUUCAACCAGCUGUACAAGAUUGACCCACCCACCCUGCAAAUGUGGGCCAACAUCCUGAAGCGCGUGCCCAACAGCGUCCUGUGGCUGCUGCGCUUCCCUGCGGUGGGCGAGCCCAACAUUCAGCAGUACGCCCAGAACAUGGGCCUGCCAGCGGCGCGCAUCAUCUUCUCCCCCGUGGCGCCCAAGGAGGAGCACGUCAGGCGGGGCCAGCUGGCCGACGUCUGCCUGGACACGCCCCUCUGUAAUGGACACACCACUGGCAUGGACGUGCUGUGGGCCGGCACACCCAUGGUCACCAUGCCUGGUGAGACCCUAGCGUCACGUGUGGCCGCUUCCCAGCUCACCUGUCUGGGCUGCCUAGAGCUCAUCGCUCCGAGUCGACAGGACUACGAGGACGUGGCAGUCAAGCUGGGAACAGACAUGGAAUUCCUGAAGAAAGUGCGUUCUCGCGUGUGGAGGCAGCGCAUCUGCAGCCCGCUGUUCAACACCAAGCUGUACACCAUGGACCUGGAGAAGCUCUACCUGCAGAUGUGGGAUCACCAAGCCGCCGGGAACAAACCUGAAGUCCUAUACUCGUCGCAGCCCAUCGAGGCCUCCGAGACCGCCUGAGGAGACCCACUCCCACAUCGCUGACACACCCCAUUCAAAACCAUGGCCUCAUACCCCCCCGCGCCACCACUCCCCACCCCUCCAUCUCCCUAGGAACUCUUUGGAGCCUACAGGUGGAACUGAGACAUAUAUACACACACACACACACACACACACACACACACACACACACACACACACACACACACACCACCAUCCCUGAAUGAAAUCAGGUCCUUCAACCCCAUCCCACUCAUCACCAACCCUAUAGCCACCAUGAGACAGAAUUAGUCUACACCCCUACCCAAGCUAAUGACACAAUCAGUCUGGUAAUGCGUUCUGUCAUGUGUAUGUGUGUGUGUGUGUGUGUGUGAGUGAUUGAGACAGGGGUGUGUGUGGGACCUGAAUAAUGACAGUACCUGCAGGACCACCGAAGGCAAAUUCUGCUGGACAAUUGUGUUCUUUUUUUGUUUCCUUUCUCCCUUUUUAAAUUUUUUUUUGGAAAGAAGGGUCUUCAGAGCAAAAGGGACAAUUGUGCGCCUAAAACAGCUUAUAAUCAUUACAAGAAAAUCAGCUUUAACUAUAGUUUGCAGCAUUUUUUUCUGCAAUCGUACCCUUUUCAAGAUGAAGUGGAAGGAUUAGUUUGUUCUUGCAGUCUAGGGUGGUUAGCAUGGGACAUAUGUACUUAAGACAAAUAUGGAAAAUUACAAUUACCAAAUGCCAACUUCAGCAGAAUAUUUUGUCACUAUGGAUUCGUAUAUCAAUGUGAAAUACGAAAGGCCCCAUUGUGCUCCUCAGUCCCACCGCCAGAGGGCGCUAAGUGGGCUGGAAUCCCUGAGAGGAGUUUGCAGUGAAAAGCCACAUUUGAGAAAGCGAGCGUGAGCGUUCACUGUAGCCUACUACUCCUUCUCACAGUGAGUCGCUGUCAUUUUCACCAGGUGAAGGCCCAGGUAAGUAUUUCUAAACAGUCUUGAUUUUAUACUCUGCUUUGUCUUUGUUUGUUUAUUUGUUUGUUUUUCCAUUUAUUUUUUUUAUUUUAUUUUUUACUUCAUAUUGGCCAUUUUUAUUUAUGAUUGGACAAAUGUUGUGCUCUUGCGUACUAGCGUGGAAACAUGAACUCGUGUCUCACUAAACAAGCGGCCAAUCUUGAGUCGUGUUGCCGCUGUUUUGCUAACGUGCUUCGUCCCGCCAUGGAUAUCUUCAAAUUGUAUAUUAAAUUAAUUGGAUGGUAAGGACAGUUUAAAUGCUAUAAUCGUAACAGUAAAAUGCACAGUUUUCCUAUUCUGUCAUCUCAUAAGUUCAAAAAUGUUCCAAGGUGUCUGUCUUGUUCUUGUCACUGAAUUAACAGUGUUGUGCAUUCAAAGAAGAUUUGUGCGAUUGCUCUGUGCUAAUAAAAGGUGUUGACGUUA